AUGCUGAGCCAAACGGAUGCUUCACUUAUAGAACAUGAUAAAGAGAAUAUACAGCCUUUACCCGAAGGGAGGUCCGCAUCUAAAUUAGCAUUGAAUUUUAAAAACGCAUCGAAAUCGGUACUUAAGUACAAAGAACAACAACAAAAAAGAAGAGAACAAUUUGAGUUACAAUUAGAAAAUUUUGAAGAAUUAGAUGACCCAUUGCAGGUCUUCUUAGAUUAUAUAAACUGGACCCACGAGACAUUUCCUCAAGGUUCCAAUACGGAGAGUGGGUUAUUGGCAUUAUUGGAAAGAUGCACCUCAUGCUUUCGAGACGUAACACACUAUAAAAAUGACCCACGGUAUUUGAAAGUAUGGCUAGAAUAUACCAAUUAUUCUGAUUCUCCUAGGGAUAUUUUUGUAUACUUGGCCAAAAAAGAAAUAGGUACUGAAUUAGCGUUGUAUUAUGAAGAAUUUGCAAAGUAUUUGGAGCUUAAUGAGAAGUUUCAAGACGCAACCCAGAUAUAUGAAAUGGGGGUUGAAUAUAAAGCAAGACCUUUAGUUAGACUUGAGAGGUCGUUUUCGCAAUUCAAAGAAAGAAUGAAUGACCUGACUAGAAGAACAGAUCGAGGAGAUUCUUCCAUGAAGAAUGUUCUUGCCGUGAAGAGAGGUGAUUCUGCUGUCCCAAUUGGCAUGGCUGAUGCCCAGACAACAAGAAAAAGACCUAAAUUGCAAGUGUUCGUAGAAGAAGAGGAAAAAAAUAACGACAUUUUGAGCACUCUAUUUGAAGGACCUGUUAAUCCACCUGAACUUGGAUCUAUCAAAACAAGAGUUAAAGAAAAUAUCUUAACUUCAAAGCCAUGGUCGGGUGAAACUCUAAAACAGAAGAUAGAGCCAGCGAGAUUUGAAUCUAAGAUUGCAGUAUUUAAGGAUACUCUCUCAAAUAAUACAGAUGGACAAACAGCCGUACAGACAAUCGAAGAGGACGAAAAUGGGUUGAUGCAUACUUUAAUAAGACACCCAGGAAAGAAUCUAGAAAAGGUGAGCUUAAAUAUGGAUUUAUUAUAUCCAAAACAAGGAGAAGAAUAUUGCUUGGAAGAAAUUUUAGCAAUUACUAGAAGGUUAAGUAAAGUUUCAUUAGCUUACGGAGAGCAGAAAAAGGUGCUACACGAGGCGAAUACUCCACUUAUGCUGCGUAAUAAUGUUGUCGAUGAGAGUACUUUUUCUAAAGAUAAUACGUUCACAAUACCAUUGAAAGAUGGUGGGUUUCAUGAAGAUGAUGACACACAUUUACCUUUCAAGCACAGACCUAACUCGCCUACAAUGACAAUGUUUUCUCGUAUGGCAACUAAUGAAGUUCUCACAAUGUUUAAUGAUGCAGGUCAUAAUUUGAAUACAGAUGACGAGGAUGAAAAAACAGAAGGCGAAAACACCACAAACUUUGAUGGGUUUGUCACAGAAACAAUCCAUGCGAUAACUCCUGAAGAAAAGAAGUUUAAUCAACAACAAAUUCCAAGUGAAAAAAUUCAUUUUAAAGAAGAAGAAUUGAAGAAAACCAUAACACCUCCGAGAGAUACCAAUACGCAAGUGACCGAUAGUGUACAAAGUUCUCCUUUUAUAGAAAAACCAUCAUCAUCUGUUAUCGAUAUAGAGCAGAAAAUAUUUGACCCCGUUGACGAGUCUCUAAGAGAACAUUUAUUAGACAAUUUAUCGACACCUAUAAUCUCAUACCCUGGGUUUUGCAAUUACUGCCAUACAAAAAUUAAUAAAAUCAAGAGAUUCCACGAUAUAACUAAUAAUAAAACCAAGAUAAUCACUAAAGGUUCCAAAAAUUCAAUAAUUGAUUAUUGUGGAGAUGAAAUUUAUUGCCUAAGAUAUGAAUUGGGUCAUGGGGGGUACGGUGUAGUAUAUCUCGUCGAAACUGAAAUGGGGCAGUUGAAAGCAUUGAAGGUUGAAUCUCCGUCAUCAAAAUGGGAGUAUUAUAUUUUAACCAAAAUUCACCACAGGCUCAGUAUGUUCGAUAGUAAUGUUAGAGAAAUGAUAGUCAAACCGGAAGCGCUCUUUUUUUUCCAGGAUGAAAGUUACUUAUUAAUGAAUUAUGUGAAUCAAGGUACCAUUUUAGACGUGAUAAACAUAUACAAAAAUAGAGGGUCAACUGCAGAUGAAGUAUUGUGUAUAUACUUAACAAUUGAAUUGUUGAAAAUUAUCGAGGUUUUACACAGCAUAGGCAUUAUACAUGGUGAUUUAAAGGCAGACAACUGCAUGAUAAGAUUCAGCCAUUCCAAAGAGUGGAGCGACACAUACAGCCGUAAUGGUACUGAUGGCUGGAGUAAUAAAAGCAUAACGUUGAUAGAUUUUGGAAGAGCCAUUGAUAUGUCAUUAUUCAAUCACAAUGUUCAGUUCGUUUCCAACUGGGAGACAGACCAGCAAGAUUGUCCGCAGAUGAAUAAACAUGAGCCUUGGAGUUUUGAAGCGGAUUACUACGGCCUAGCCAGCAUUAUUUAUACUAUGUUGUUUGGCAAAUAUAUAGAGGUCAAAGAGUCUACUUCCGGUAGUGUAUCGCUCAGUCAUACUUUAAAGAGGUACUGGCAGCUUGACUUGUGGAAUCCAUUAUUCAACUUAUUGCUUAAUCCAUAUUCUCUAUCAAACAAUUCCAGCAUCAAAUUGCCUAUUACAGAAGAGCUUAAGUUUCAAAGACAUCGCCUCGAAAAUUGGUUAGAGGCUAACAGUUCAAAAAAGAACCUUAAGAAUUCAAUAAAUGAUAUAGAGGUUGAAUUGAACAAUAACAAUAAAAAGUUAUUACAUAGUCUACGUUAG
This is a messenger RNA of Debaryomyces fabryi, 2796 nucleotides long. It is a transcript of the gene BUB1, whose product is annotated as protein kinase. Gene Ontology annotation, biological process: meiotic sister chromatid cohesion, centromeric; mitotic spindle assembly checkpoint signaling; protein phosphorylation. Lineage: Eukaryota; Fungi; Ascomycota; Pichiomycetes; Serinales; Debaryomycetaceae. The record is from RefSeq and is a predicted model, not a curated record. Bases 1 to 2796 code for a protein of 931 amino acids. The transcript has a single exon. Gene Ontology annotation, molecular function: protein kinase activity; ATP binding.